Molecule: messenger RNA, 2200 nt
Organism: Theileria parva strain Muguga
Lineage: Eukaryota; Apicomplexa; Aconoidasida; Piroplasmida; Theileriidae
Exons: 1
Coding region: 107-2176 (689 amino acids)
Source: RefSeq, a predicted model, not a curated record
GGUGAAAAAUAUAAAUGUGUAAAAUAUAAGAUUGUAUAAAAGAUUGGAAAGAUCUGGGAAAAAAAUCUGAGGAUAUAAUGCGAGAUCUAGAAAAAUAAAUUUGUAAAUGUUUGGCGAGGACAUUUUAAACUAUAACAAGGCGUAUUUAAGCUUUGAUCUGGAUCAUUUGGAGUUAGAUCCAGUGGAGUUGAGUAUAAACAACGAGAGCUCAGCGUUAGAGUACAGGUACUACGAGGAGUUUGAUGAAGGGCACUACAUGUGCAAGAAAAAUUACGCCUUUAACAAAAUCACAGGCUUCGUGACUGAGGAUUUUGAGCACAGAUUCACAAACACCAGGAAUAUUAUUACUCGUCAACGAGAAGUCAUUUGGUUCACAACUGACACUAGCCAGUAUGCCUUCCAAAUCACAGUUAAACUUAAUAACAUUUACAAGAAUAACAAGAGUAUUACAUUACAUUUGGUAAAUGGAGAUGUAAAGAGACUUGGUUGGAUUAACGGGAAAUGGGUUGAGAAUAGUAGAACUGAGCUAGACAUCACAAAGGGUUGGGAAUCCAAAGAGUAUAAAAUUACAGGAGAUGGAAGAAUUAGAAACUUCCAAACAUCUGAAGGGUUUGUAUUUAAGAAAAUCGUUCAAUCUCACUGGUUAUUCUUUGAUGAUGAGAAGGUUAUUUGGGAGGCUGGGAGUGACUUGGAAUGUUCAAGGUCAGUAUCAAUGUUUUCAGGCGACAAAGGCUCUAAAUAUCUCGCCGUAUUAAUGGCCAACAACGAUUAUCAAUUAUUUUACAAGGCGAAUAAUAAAAAGCCUUGGAAAAACAUUACCAGAAAGAGACUCACAAAAAACAUCUUCAGACGCCAUAAAAUUGAAAAAACGAUAGUAAAAAACUUGGAGGAUGGAUUAUAUGAAACUGUAAUCUAUGACAUGUAUUAUAUAGUAAGACUUUUAAGGAAUACAAAGGGCAGAAUUGGGUUUAACAUUUAUCCUGAUCAAGCGAAUUGUGACUACUAUUACACUAAUCUCAUGACAAAUCGAGUUGUCGUAACUCACAAUGGCAUGUUUUUAGAAGUUGACCCCAAGAGAAGUAUUUACACUACCAGAAGUUAUGAUCUGGAAUAUUACAACGAAUCUGACUAUGAUAAGAGUUUUAGCCCUGACUCUGGCAAUGAUCGUGUUUUUGACCCUUUCUUCUGUUACAAAAACAACAGUUUCAAGACGAAAUCUGUAGCCAUCAGUGAUGUUAAAAAGAGAUUCUUCAGUCCCAACGCAAAGAAAAUUGCAAAUCCAAUACCAAAACUACAAAAUAUUACCACGAAUCAGGAAAAUCCCAGAGACGUAAUUAGGAGUAAUUCACAGCCAAUUACCAACAGUAGUGUUAACAGGAGUAACUCACACCCAAACACUUCGGAAAUAAAUAGAAGUAAAUCCACCGUAAACACCGGUGAAUUUAGUAACUCCACUGUUAACGCUGUGGAAUUGAGUAACUCCAGUGUUAAUAAUGGAGAAUUGAGUAACUCCAGUAUUAACAGUGUGGAAAAGAGUACGGGGGAAUUGAAGGGAAUAAUGUUGGACAUUGGAAGUGAGGAGGGGGAGAGUUAUAAUUACUAUAGAGAGGACGAGUUUGUGCAAUUUGAUUGUAAAAAGGGAUAUAAAUUUGACAGAGUAAUUUUAUGUGAGAGUUUAUACAUUGAUCCUCAGGUCAUUUGGGAGCAGAAUGAUCCCUUGGAGAUAGUAACUCAUGUAUCAUUUUUACACUCUUCUGAGCAGUAUUUAUUGUUAUUUUCAAGUUACUACAGGUACAGAUUAUUCAAAUGUUCCAGUGACCGGACUUGGGAGGACAUAACUGAAAGUAGUAUUAAGAUGAGUAAAUUUAUCUUUUACGGCGCGGGAGAGAGGGUAAUUUACCCUUCAGAGGUUAGUGUUGAUUUAUUUAAGUUCCAAUUUGAGGUUAAAAUUAACUGCUACAAGGUAGUUUACGACAAGGGUAAAAUCUCCAAAACCUGUGAAAUGAACCGUAAAAUCAAGAGAAUCGUAGUUAAACUACUGGAGAAUAGAGUUGAUAUUUUCUAUACUGAGAAGUUUGUACAACGGCUCCUGGUCAAAGAUAAUAAAGUACAAAUCUCAAUCCAUGACGUAUGCGAUCAUUACUCACAUCAUAAACCCACACUCACACACUCUUAAUCCAGUUAAUCUCAUAACAUACAA